Molecule: messenger RNA, 1341 nt
Organism: Trematosphaeria pertusa
Lineage: Eukaryota; Fungi; Ascomycota; Dothideomycetes; Pleosporales; Trematosphaeriaceae
Exons: 2
Coding region: 1-1341 (446 amino acids)
Biological process (GO): lipid metabolic process
Molecular function (GO): oxidoreductase activity
Source: RefSeq, a predicted model, not a curated record
AUGGACGACGUCGAGGUGAAGAAUGCCCGCGGCACUCUCGUAGACACGUACGGCAACCAGUUCGAGAUUCCCGACUACACCAUCAAGCAGCUCCGCGAUGCUAUCCCUGCCCACUGCUUCGAGCGUUCGGGCGCCCGCGGUCUGGGCUACGUUGCCCGCGACAUCGCUUGCCUCGCUGCCACCUUCUACCUCUGCCACAGCUACGUGACUCCUGAGAACAUUCCUUCGACCGCGGCCAGGGCUGCGCUGUGGGCUGGAUACACCUUUGUGCAGGGCUUGUUCGGAACCGGUCUCUGGGUGCUUGCCCAUGAGUGCGGCCACCAGUCGUUCUCGCCUUCCAAGAAGCUGAACGAUACCGUCGGCUGGCUCUGCCACUCCGCUUUGCUUGUCCCUUACUUCUCGUGGAAGAUCUCCCACGGCAAGCACCACAAGGCCACCGGUCAUAUGGAGCGCGAUAUGGUGUUCGUACCGAAGACGAGGGACGAGUAUGCGUCGCGCAUCGGCAAGCUAGUACACCAGCUCCAUGAGCUGACCGAGGAGACCCCCAUUGCUACCGCUAUUCACCUGGUCCAGCAGCAGCUCGGCGGAUGGCCUACGUACCUCCUCAGCAACGUUACUGGCCACAACUACCACGAGCGACAGGCCGAGGGUAAGGGUGUCGGGAAGAAGAACGGUUUCGGCGGCGGUGUCAACCACUUCUUCCCCUCCAGCCCGCUUUACGAGAAGAAAGACGAGCACCUCAUCCUCCUCAGCGAUCUCGGUCUUGCCAUCACCCUCGGUGUACUCUUCUAUGUCGGGAAGACAUUCGGUUUCGCCAACCUGUUGGUCUGGUACAUCCUUCCGUACCUGUGGGUGAAUCACUGGCUCGUGGCCAUUACUUUCCUACAGCAUACCGACCCCACGCUCCCUCACUACGACGCCCACACCUGGACCUACACCCGCGGAGCUGCCGCCACCAUCGACCGCGAAUUCGGCUUCAUCGGACGCACUCUCUUCCACGGCAUCAUCGAGACCCACGUCCUCCACCACUACGUCUCCACGAUCCCCUUCUACAACGCCGACGAGGCGUCCGAGGCGAUUAAGCCGGUCAUGGGCAAGCACUACCGAUCCGAUACCGAGGGCGGCUCCAUUGGCUUCCUCCGCGCUCUCUGGAGGAGCGCUCGCAUGUGCCAGUGGGUCGAGCCCAGCGAGGGCGCGCAGGGCGAAGGCAAGGGCGUCUUCUUCUUCCGCAACAGGAACGGUCUGGGUACCGCGCCGCAGAAGCUUUCCGCCCCGGUCCCGAAGCAGACCGCUGGUAAGGGCGCGAAGAUGGAGAUUGGCGCCGAGAGCGACAACGAGUGA